This is a messenger RNA of Exophiala dermatitidis NIH/UT8656, 1107 nucleotides long. RefSeq names its product actin like protein 2/3 complex, subunit 1A/1B. NCBI's taxonomy places the organism in Eukaryota, Fungi, Ascomycota, Eurotiomycetes, Chaetothyriales, Herpotrichiellaceae. The record is from RefSeq and is a predicted model, not a curated record. The transcript has 2 exons. Gene Ontology annotation, molecular function: actin filament binding. Gene Ontology annotation, biological process: Arp2/3 complex-mediated actin nucleation. Gene Ontology annotation, cellular component: Arp2/3 protein complex; actin cytoskeleton. The coding region runs from base 1 to 1107 and encodes 368 amino acids.
AUGUCGUCCGGCCCCGAAGUCCACCACCUCUUCCACCACCCCAUUGCCGACCACUCGUUCUCCGCCGACCGACAGACGCUCGCGGUCGCAAGAGACAGCAAUGUCGAGCUAUACCAGCGCUCAGGUGGUGGGGCCAAAUUCGUGCUGAAGGAUGAACUCAAGGGUCAUGACAAGACGGUCACGGGCGUGGACAUUGCUCCCAACAGUGGCAUGAUAGUCACUUGUUCUCAGGACCGAAACGCCUACGUCUGGGAACCCUCACCCACAGGCUGGAAACCCACCCUCGUCCUUCUCCGAAUCAACCGCGCCGCAACAUUCGUGCGGUGGUCGCCCUCAGAAAAGAAAUUCGCCGUGGGAUCCGGAGCUCGCGUGAUCGCAGUCUGCUAUUUCGAAGAAGAAAACGACUGGUGGGUAUCGAAACAUCUGAAGAAGCCAAUCCGGAGCACAAUCACGACCGUGGCAUGGCACCCGAACUCGGUCCUUUUGGCCGCAGGAUCAACGGACUCGCACGCACGCGUGUUCUCCGGCUUCAUCAAGGGCGUCGACGACCGACCAGAACCAAGUGUUUGGGGUGAACGACUUCCGUUCAACACCGUUUGCGGCGAGUAUCUCAACGACGCGGCGGGGUGGAUUCAUGCGGUUUCCUUUUCCCCCAGCGGCAAUGCUCUCGCUUUUGCCGCCCACGACAGCAGUAUUACGGUCGUGUACCCGAGCGCUCCGGACCAGCCGCCCCGCGCCAUGCUCAACGUCUCGGUGCACAGUUUGCCGUUCACCAGCUUGAUCUGGAACGGUGAGGCCGAGAUCAUUGCUGCCGGCUACGAUUGUGAGCCCUUCCGGUUCCGGGGCGGCGAAUCCGGCUGGGAACUCGCGGGUAGUGUUGAGACCAAGCAUCGUCCCGGUGCUGGUGGCUUGGCUGCCCGUGAAGAGUCGGCUUUGCAUAUGUUUCGCCAGAUGGAUCUCAAGGGAAAAGUCAAGGAUGAUACGCAGUUGGCUUCGACGCAUCAGAACACCAUCAAUACUAUUCGUGUCUAUGAGGAGUCUGGAGGUGCUGUCAAGAAGUUUAGCAGCAGUGGCGUUGAUGGCCGUGUCGUCAUCUGGACUUUGUAA